AUGCCUGCUGGGACAGUGGUGGCGGAGGUUUUCCCGGGGGACACCCUGCCCGGUUUCCGUACCGCCCCUUGGGGCUUCACUCUCUCCGCCAACUCGUACACCUUCCUGCCCGCACACGCCGUCCCCGUGCCCGAGCUCUGCCCGCUGUCCCUCUUGCUUUUGUUCGGCUUUUCCGACUGGGUUUCCGCCGCGAUUCGCUAUGCGAUUCCCGAGGAGGCGCGGAGAGGAUCCGCGGUGGGGAACGUGGUAGCCGACCUGGCGCUGGACCUCGGGCGGCUGCCGGAACGCCGGCUGCGGGUGGUGUCCGGUGGGAACAAGAAGUACUUCGGGGUGGAUCUGACGAGCGGCGCGCUGCUGGUGAGCGAGCGGAUAGACCGGGAGGAGCUCUGCGGAGCGCUCUCCCCCUGCUCCCUCAGUUUUGAGAUCGUGGUGGAAAACCCGCUGGAGCUGUACAGCGGCGCCGUGGAGAUCCAGGACAUCAAUGACAACGACCCGGUUUUUCCCAGCAGCCAGGCGAGGCUGGAAAUCAGCGAGUCGGUGGCGGCCGGAGCGCGCUUCCCGCUAGAGAGCGCGCAAGACCCCGAUGUGGGGAUUAACUCUUUGCAGACCUACCAGCUCAGCGCCAACCCGCACUUUGUGCUCGACGUGCAAACGAGGGUGGAUGGCAGCAAGUACGCGGAGCUGGUGCUAGAGAAGGAGCUGGACAGGGAGGAGCAACGGGAACUGCAUUUGGUCUUGACCGCGCUGGAUGGAGGCAGCCCGCCACGGUCGGCCCACGUGCAGAUCCACAUUGACGUUGUGGACGCCAACGAUAACGCCCCAGUCUUCAACCAGUCCACCUACAAGGCAAGCGUGAGGGAGAACACGCCCAGUGGUACCCUGGUCGCCAGGAUCAGUGCGUAUGAUCUGGAUGAUGGGCCCAAUGGGGACAUCGUCUAUUCCUUCAGCAGCCACACACCCGCCAAGGUACGAGAACUCUUCGCUCUGGACUCGGCCACGGGGGAGUUGAGGGUCAAGGGGCAGCUGGACUACGAGGAAACGAAGCUGUACGAGAUUUACUUACAGGCUAAAGACAAGGGCGUCGUUCCUGGCGUGGCCCAUUGCAAAGUGCUGGUGGAAGUUGUGGAUGUGAAUGACAAUGCUCCAGAGGUGACAGUGACUUCUGUGUACAGCCCAGUGCCUGAAGAUGCAGCCCCAGGGACGGUCGUAGCUCUGCUGAGUGUAACAGACUUGGACUCCCAUGAUAAUGGUCUGGUGAACUGCUUCAUUUCCCCUGGGAUCCCGUUCAUGCUAAGCUCCUCCCUCAAAAAUUACUACACGUUGAAAACAAAAGCAGCUCUGGACCGGGAAAAGACAUCGGAGUAUAACAUCACUGUCACAGCCAGGGACUCGGGCUCACCACCCUUGUCUGCAGUAAAACAGAUCCUGGUGCAGGUGUCAGAUGUCAAUGACAACGCGCCCAAGUCUUCCCAGGACUCCUACGAUGUGUACGUGCUGGAGAACAACGUGCCUGGCAUCCCCAUCCUCGAUGUGAGCGCCACAGACCCAGACCUUGGGCGCAAUGCCCAUCUCUCCUAUAGCAUCUUGCAGGGUGGCCCCACUGUAGGCCACCUGUUCUCCAUCAACCAGGAGAAUGGCACCCUCUACCUGCUCACUUCCCUGGACCAUGAGGACCAGGUGGAGUUCAGGAUGAUGGUGCAGGUCAAGGACGGCGGCUCUCCGCCUCUGGCCACUAAUGUCUCAGUCAGUGUGUUUGUCACUGACCUCAAUGACAAUGCCCCGACUGUGCUGUACCCUCAUCCCAACACCACUGCCACCUAUACUGAUGUGGUGGCACCAGGCACUCCUGCUGGGCACAUGGUCACCAAGGUGGUGGCGGUGGAUGCGGAUGCAGGGUACAAUGCCUGGAUCUCCUAUACCCUGUUGCAAGCCCCUGACCCCAGCCUGUUCUCAGUUGGGCUGCACAGUGGAGAGAUCUUCACGGCCCGCCAGCUCCGGGAGGAUGAUGCUCCCCAGCACACACUAGUUUUAGACCAUGGGGAGCCUGUGCUGUCCUCCAGUGCCACUGUCACCAUUUCUGUGACUGAGGUGGUGAAGGAGGUGCUCACUGACGUGGCACCUGCCAAUGAUCCCAGGAGGCAUGUGACUUUCUAUCUCAUCCUGGCUGUGAUUUUGGUGUCAGCAGCUUUCUUCAUCACCAUGUUGUCAGUGGGCAUCUUCAAGUGCUACAAGUGGAGGCAGUCAAAGGAGCUGUUCAACAGCUCCAGGAGCACCCUGUACAGGACACCAGGGCCCUUCCACCACAUUGAUGCCGUGCGGGGUGGCUUCACGCCACCCAACUUCUACCACCAGGUCUAUCUCACCACGGACUCUCGCCAGAGUGAUCUCCUGUGUAAAAAGCCCUUCACUUCCAGCCCCCUGGGGAGCCGUCAGAGCACCAUGAGGAAUGGUGAGCCAGGGCUGUACCACCAGAUCGUGGGCACCACCAGCCGGCUCCCUGCGCCUGCCGAGGUAACGUAGCUCCUUCCUUGGUGUGUCCCAGUGCCGGGCAGAGCCAUGGUUCAUUUGUGCCGUAUGCAUAUGGUGACGGAUUGGGGUAGGUCCAGUCAUGCCAUGCCUCUAAAGAGUGGUUAGCUGUAGCUGAAUGGGUCUUCUUCGGAGUCAAAUGAACCGUCCUCAGUGUCGAUGACAUAUGCACUGUGCUGAGCAGGGUCCAGAGAGUCAGUUUGCUCAGGUUGGCAAACAUACGUCUUUCAGAUGCAGUUUUGGGUACCCCUUGUGUGAGUAACCGGUGGAUGCUGAGGUCAGCUUGCAACCACUUGCAAAUCCUUGGCAGAAAGUUUGCUGUGCAUGGUAUUUCCGUCCUUUUGCAAAAUGAGAGCAGAGGGGAGCACUUGCGGGGUCAGGCACGGGGAAGGGAACAGAGCGUCUCUGCGUUGGGCCCUGGUGU
Molecule: messenger RNA, 2950 nt
Organism: Egretta garzetta (little egret)
Lineage: Eukaryota; Metazoa; Chordata; Aves; Pelecaniformes; Ardeidae
Product: protocadherin gamma-C3-like
Exons: 3
Coding region: 1-2520 (839 amino acids)
Biological process (GO): homophilic cell-cell adhesion
Cellular component (GO): plasma membrane
Molecular function (GO): calcium ion binding
Source: RefSeq, a predicted model, not a curated record